UUGUUUACAAAUAUUGAAGCAGCUGAAAUUAAAGAUGUGAAGGAAAUAAACAAACCAAGGGACAAGUAGGCUGCCGUAACGAGUAAAAGAAACAUAUUUGUAUUGCGAAAACUUAAUGAAAUGAGAAACAGGAAUCUUCUUGACGUCAACAUGGGUUUUUUUAUGGUAAAAUCAAUUUUAAUAUUUUGCUGUUUCGUUUCGUUAGCAUCGCAUCACGUCACACCCGUCCUUGAACAAAGCGGUGAUAUCAACUUGGUCGGUUUAAUCGACAUCAAAGGUACUUUGCCGAACAAGAGUAAGUGCGCUGUUACUCGCCCAUCCGAUGGAAUUAUUCCAGCACUUGCAUUAAAGUAUGCCGUUGAUCGAGUCAAUAACGACAGUAAACUAUUGGCAGAUCUAAAACUAGGCUAUAAAAUAUACGACAGUUGCGACAGCAGUGGAUUACAAAAACUUUUAGUCGACAUUCUUUUCAUACCAAACACUGUCGGGAUUAUUGGACCAAACCGUAAUAGUGACGUUACUAUGACAGCAGUAGUGAUGAGUUUGUGGCAUCGACUUAUCAUUGCGUUUAGCAUGGCUCCUCUCCAUUUUGAGCAAAACCCAAGCUUCAGGAAUUUAUUCCGAGCAACGCCACCUAUAGAUCAAAUGAUACAGGCGAUGGUAGAUUUUAUAUUUUACAUGAAAUGGAAUUAUAUUGGAGCAUUUUACCAAAAUAGUGAAUAUGGCAUCGCAGCUGUUAGCGAUAUGAAGAAGUUUGCUAGAAAACGAAAUAUCUGCCUAAGCGACAUUAGUCGCAUUGAAUCAACCGAUGUUGAAUCGUACAGCAGAAUGUUAUUAAACAAGUAUUUAUUAAACAACAAAAAAAUCGAGAUCAUUGUGUUAUUUCUUGAAGAAGAAACAUUAAUAAAGUUUAUGCAUGGAGUAAGUUUAAUUCCAAGAGAUUUAUGGUCACAUGUGACUUUUAUAUCCGGCUCAAAAUGGGGAACUAAACAAAUAAUAACAAAAGGAAUCGAGGACGUUGUAAAAGGAGUUAUCACGUUUCAACCAACUCAAAAAAACAUGAGAAAUUUUAAAAGUUAUUUCUACAAUCUUGACGUGAAGAAAUCUAAGUUGCUUUUUGAUUUCAAAAAAGAACUUCGCGAUGAAAUAGUAAAUAUUACUCAAAAUUUAACAACUGAGCAGUUCUAUUCAAAAUUCGGAGAUGUGUCACACUCCUCCGCAGGUACCAUAAUCAAUUCUGUGAACGCAUACGCCUAUGCCGUUAACAGAUAUUGGCGGUUCUACAAAAAAAACUUGACAAAACUCGUUCUAAAACGAUAUCUUUUAAUUCCAGCCAUGGAAAGAUUAUAUAGGGUAAGACGUGUUUACCCAUUUAACCGAAGCAUUUAUAGUUUUAGAUCGGAUCACAGAAUUAACUCAAACUUUGACAUUUUCAAUUAUCAGAAGAUGAGCAACAACAUGUUUGCUUAUAAGCUAAUUGGGCGGUGGGAAUUAAUAAGCCCAGAAAAAAUAGGACGUGGAAACUAUGCCAUCAGAAACAGUAGCGAGCUAAUCACAAACUACAGCCGAUUGACAGUCAAUCACAGUGCCAUUCAAUGGAGAGACAAGAUACCAAAAUCAAUUUGUAGCAAAGCAUGCAAAUCUUAUCAAAUUAAAGUAAUAUCUAAAAGAUAUUCUAGCUGUUGUUGGGAAUGUAAGAAUUGUGGUGAUAAUAAAAUUGUUGUGAAUAAUAGCUGCACAUCUUGUGGAAGAGAUUACAAAGCAACAAAUAACUUUAGCGCGUGUGAAGUUUUACCAAUUAAGAUGGUAACUACGAAUGUUGUAUUGGUGUAUAGCUUUUAUUGCAUUGGUAGUGUAGGUGUAUUACUUUCAAUUCUAGCUACAUCACUCUUCAUAAAAUUUAGAGAUAAGCUAAUCAUUCGUGCUUCAUCUCGGGAAUUAUGCAUGUUUAUUUUUCUCGGAAUCACCUUACUAUACUGUUUUCCAGUACUUGCAAUUUCGACUGCAUCUAAAGUAUGUUGCAUUGCCCAGAAAUGCUUUUUUUUCAUCGGAUUCAACUUAAUAUAUGGUUCACUAAUGCUUAAAACGAAUCGGAUUUACCGGAUAUUUGCCGCUGCACGCUCUAGCACAAUAGCGCCAAAAGUUGUCAGUCCGAUUUCCCAAGUAAUUUUUGCGUCAACGUUAUGCCUUGUUCAAAUUAUUCUUUUAUCGCCAAGUAUUGACAGUUUACAUACACAAAAACAAUACCCAUCACACAGACACCAUGUUGAAAUAUAUUGCAAGGUCGACACAUCGAUUUUCUUUAUCAACUUUACGUAUAUUUUAUCCAUAAUGGCUUCCACAACGUUUUAUGCGUUCAGAACAAGAACUUUUCCGAAAAAUUACAACGAAUCAAAAGACAUUGGAAUUACGAUGUAUAUCACGUGUUUUAUUUUUGGAAUAGGAUUGGUUAGCUACUUUCUCUUAACAAACUCACAAAGCAGGAUAAUAGCAAUAUCGUUUGUUAGCAUCUUAUGUGCUACGGUCGUUCUCUUUGGUUUAUUUACAACGAAAUUUUUAAUAAUUUACAAAUCGCAUGUUAGCAAGAAAGACGAAAAUAAAAAUGUAGAUAAACAAACUUGGGAGCACACAACAAACCGCUUACAAAGUUUAUCCACUUCGGAUAUAAGAAUAUACUCUGAUAACAUCUCAAGCGCAACGACAUUUACCGUUGAAUAUUCAUAGCCUACACCUAUUUGCAACCUCGUUCCCAAGCCCUGUAGCAUUUUGUGAUAUGACAAUUAAAAAAGACGUGCAUCCUGAUGGGAUGGAGGUUGCACCUAUUAGGUUCGAUACUUUAGUAUCCUUACUUACAUUAACAUUGUAAGUUUAAAUCAGAUGUGCGACUCUUGUAGAUAGGAAUAAAAUUUUAAAAUAUUUUCUUUUGUUGCUAUAUAUACCGUUCUAGUGUGCUUCUUACAAGAACAUGAUAGGUAAAAAUUUAUAACGACUUCAGAUUGAAAUACGGAUUAUACGAAAAGUGAUUUUUAUUUCGUGCUUUUCUUUGAAAAAUUGACAAACGUUAAUAACGCCAAAAAACAUUAGAUUUUAACUAUAGAGUUCUCCGCUUUUGACAAAAAAUCACACAGUCAUAAUAACAAGGAUUCUGAAAAUAAUAAGUAUAAAUAUUGCGAUUUUUUGCUACAUUAACCACAUUCGGUCAACGAUUUAACUUAAAGUACUGACACAUGAUCUCUAAAUGACUAUUUUUCAUAAAAAAAUAUUUUGUCUUUCAUCCUAUUUGUUUCGGGGGGGAAUAAGUUUUUUUUGCUCGGCUGCAUUGUUAUGAUACCUCCUGUUUUUUAGUAUUUAUUUAUAAGACACGUGCAUGCCAAAUUUUUAAGUGCCAUACCUCUCAAAGCCGUAGAUUUUGGCUAUUACUCGAAUCUAUUCCUAAAUUCUUAUAAUCGGAAAACUAUAGUAAUUUUUGUUAGCAUAUUAUACUUAGCAGUUAAAACUUACAACACAACUUAUUUCAUUAAGGCGAAUCAAUCUGUAAAUUUUGGGCACAUGGAUAAUGUCAAAAACAGUAAAAUAUGUUAAAUAUAACACAAAGCGAUUUUCUGUAGAACUAAAGUAAUUAAAUUUUUAGCAGAUAGUAGUGGUAUGUUAACGAAA
Hydractinia symbiolongicarpus is the source of this 3657-nucleotide messenger RNA. Its product is annotated as metabotropic glutamate receptor 3-like. The coding region runs from base 121 to 2724 and encodes 867 amino acids. The record is from RefSeq and is a predicted model, not a curated record. Lineage: Eukaryota; Metazoa; Cnidaria; Hydrozoa; Anthoathecata; Hydractiniidae. The transcript has 2 exons. Gene Ontology annotation, cellular component: membrane. Gene Ontology annotation, molecular function: adenylate cyclase inhibiting G protein-coupled glutamate receptor activity. Gene Ontology annotation, biological process: regulation of synaptic transmission, glutamatergic; G protein-coupled glutamate receptor signaling pathway.